This is a messenger RNA of Sphenostylis stenocarpa, 642 nucleotides long. The record is from the annotation of a GenBank genome assembly. Lineage: Eukaryota; Viridiplantae; Streptophyta; Magnoliopsida; Fabales; Fabaceae.
AUGUUGAAGAUCUCCAUUCUCUUUUCCAUAAUCUUUGCUUUUGGUUUCCUUAGAAAUGUUGUUUCACACAACAAUUCUCUUCCAUAUGAAGCGAUUUUCAACUUUGGUGACUCUAUAAGUGACACCGGAAAUGCUGCUUUUCAUGAACCAUUUCCAUCUGAUUCUCCUUAUGGUUUAACAUACUUUAAACAUCCUGCUGGACGUUUGUCAGAUGGACGAUUAAUCAUAGACUUCAUAGCUGAGGCAUAUGGGCUACCAAUGUUGCCAGCCUAUUUGAAUCUCACAAAAGGACAAGACAUUAAAAGAGGAGUAAAUUUUGCAUAUUCUGGUUCAACUGCACUUGAUAAAAGUUUUUUCGAUAAGAGAGGACUCGACGUAAAGGCGGCUGCUUAUUCAUUGAGCUUUCCUUCCGGUAAAAUCGACACCUUUAGAGUAUGUUGUGGAGUAGGUGAAGGAUACCGUCUCCAUGGGCGAUGUGGAUUUGGUGAUGCAAAACCUUGUGAACAUCCUUCAAAACAUAUAAAUUGGGAUGGAUUUCAUUUCACUGAAGCAGCAUAUAGACUAAUAGCAAAGGGAUUAAUUGAGGGUGCUUUUGCUCAUCCUCCACUCAAACCCCCUGUUUCAAAGAUACCUGAUAAUUGA